AGUACCCUUCUCAUCUGCGCUUUUCUUGCCCUUCCCAUCCAUUUCGGUCUUUUCUGGUCGGCGGACGUCUGCGAUGGAAGACGAUCGAUUGAACUCACCCAGCACUUCAGCGGUGAUGCUUGAGGUUUUAGGCCACCGACUGCAAUUAUCUCAGGAUCCCAAUUCCAAACAUCUAGGGACCACAGUUUGGGAUGCUUCGAUGGUGUUUGUCAAAUUUCUGGAAAAGAAUUGUCGUAAAGGAAGGUUUUGCCCAUCUAAAUUGAAAGGAAAACGUGCCAUCGAACUUGGAGCUGGUUGUGGUUUAGCUGGACUUGGAAUGGCACUGUUAGGAUGCAAUGUAAUUUCAACUGACCAAACUGAGGUGUUACCACUGCUGAUGAGGAAUGUGGAGCGUAAUACUUCUCGGAUGAUGCAAGCAAAUCCAGAUUCAGGUUUAGCAGCAUCAUUUGGAUCCAUUGAAGUUGCUGAGUUGGAUUGGGGAAAUGAAGAUCAUAUCAAGGCUGUUGAUCCACCAUUUGAUUACAUUAUUGGGACUGACAUUGUAUAUGCAGAGCAUCUACUGGAGCCAUUACUUCAGACAAUUUUGGCAUUAUCAGGACCUAGGACUGUGAUAUUGUUAGGUUAUGAGAUCCGCUCCACGGUGGUCCAUGAAAGGAUGAUGGAUGUGUGGAAGCAAAAUUUUGUAGUUAAAACCAUCCCAAAGGCAAAGAUGGAUAGCAAGUACCGACACCCUAGUAUUCAGCUUUUCAUGAUGGAGGUAAAAGAUCAAUCUAGAUACAAGAAUCCUGGACCUACUGCAAAUCAAAUUCCCGAGUCUAGUCGUGGUAGUGACGAGGAUGGUCAAAGUUGUGAAGCAGAAGAAGAUGCCAGGGAUGCAACAGCUGGUGAGAACAUCAUGGAUUUAGAACCUGGGAAGAUUGAUGACUGGGAAAUCAGAAGAUUGGGAUCUAUGGCUGCACGGCUUCUGCGAGAUGUCAAGAUAACAUAGAUUGCCGUUUUCCUUGGUCGGCUCUUGAUUUGAUCCUCAGAAUGUGAAGGUAAAACCUGCAACACAAUGGAAUCAUGCCUUAAUUUCACUGAACACAGCCAGACUUGAAAUUUCUGGUUAAAUUCCUCGCCAACCCCCAGUCUGAAGUAAGACGUGAGUCUGUGAUAGAAAUCCUCUCAUCAGCCUUUCAGUUUUCCAUGAGGGUGUGUCUGCCAAAAACACGGGACUAACUGGUUGCAAGUUGACCUGCAGUUUAGCUCAGUAGCUGAAGAAGGCAAAUCAGUAGCAUGAAUUGGAUGGUCCUUCAUGGUGAGAGUGGAGGCUGCUAGAUUCAGUUCAACUGUUAUUUAGGUUUUGCCUAUUGUUUGCACGAGGAAUUUUGGCAUGAAUGAGAGACUAUCAUGUUAUGUUGGGUUGAGAUUUUACAAGUUAAAACUCCUUGUUUGAAUCAAGUGUUGCAGAGUACAAGUAUUAUGAGUAUUUGCAAUGACAUUGGGUAACGGAAUGGGUAAUCAUCAACAGCAGUAAUGCCAUGAUGAUUAGUUGCUUUGGCCCAUUUGGAUUUUUUAUUAUUUUUCUGUAUCUGUUUUGAGGUAUAAUAAGAAAAUUAUUUU
This is a messenger RNA of Musa acuminata subsp. malaccensis (wild Malaysian banana), 1602 nucleotides long. RefSeq lists its product as uncharacterized. NCBI's taxonomy places the organism in Eukaryota, Viridiplantae, Streptophyta, Magnoliopsida, Zingiberales, Musaceae. The record is from RefSeq and is a predicted model, not a curated record.